Molecule: messenger RNA, 6267 nt
Organism: Coprinopsis cinerea okayama7#130
Lineage: Eukaryota; Fungi; Basidiomycota; Agaricomycetes; Agaricales; Psathyrellaceae
Exons: 7
Coding region: 1-6267 (2088 amino acids)
Biological process (GO): telomere maintenance; DNA repair
Molecular function (GO): DNA helicase activity
Source: RefSeq, a predicted model, not a curated record
AUGGCAUCGAGCCCGGAGACAGAAGUGGAAUGGCCGGGCCCUUUUACAGAAACUGUAUCACUCGGAACCCAUUUCGGCAGUUAUUACCGACAAGACCUUCAAGAUGUUCUACGCAACCAGUUCGCUAUUAGCAAUCACCGGCUUCGUACAAUGAAAGACAUUUAUGAGCAUAUCCUGGCCUCGCCUCCAGAUACCCAGUUCGCCAUAUGGGAAGCGUGCCAAGAUCUGCGUCGCAGCAAGAGAAGAAAGCCCGAAGGCGCCAACGAAAGUAGAACCCAGUUAUCAGAUAUAGUCUUUCAUAACAAUGUCAACGCAGAAGAUUUAUUUCGUGGAUUCGACAAGAAAGCACUCGUAGAAGUUGUGCAUAGAGUCAUUCGACUUAGUAGCAAAGCGCGCACGUCCCGAGUUCAGCUUGCCAUCGCCGUAUCAAGAUCUCCUGUGGACCUCCAGAAUCUAGUGAUGGAAGCAAUCGAAAUGAUACGGGCACACCGCACAGAAGAAACCGUGGUCGACCAAUCUGGGGUUAGAGGUGGUCAAGAUCAACGAUUACCCACUCCUCUUAACGACUCCAACUACGACUGGCGCAACACUUCUUUCCUUAAAGCAGUGGACCCGGCAAUCAUUCGCGAACGCAUGACGGAGUUCAUCAAUCGGACGAACAACGCAUCUUUGGCCUUGGCAGCAUGUUCGAUUUGUGCACGGGAAGUGUAUGCAUACGAAUGCCAGGAGAUGUCAUUGGACGACAUCCCGCAUCCUCAGUUGUUGUAUCCGACAUUACCGCAUCCUGCUCAGCAGCUUACUCGAGGCAUGUUGCUGUUCCCCGGAACAUAUCGCGACAACGACUUGUUACGCGUGUGCAGGCCUUGCCUAAAUCAAUUGAACCACAACAAGAAGCCGCCGUUAUCGCUAGCCAACGAUUUAUGGCUUGGAGAUGUGCCUCGCCAGUUGCAAGAUCUUUCGCUUCCUGAACGACUACUUAUCGCGCGUUACAUCCCCGCUGCCCACGUCGUUAAACUCUAUCCCAAGAAAGUCGGGAGUCGCCACAUCGAGCCUGAUUCGCUGCAUAGCGGCCUGCGAGGCAACGUUUCGUCGUACCCAUUGGAUCAACGACAAAUCGCCGACAUGGUCACGAGUGUGAAGCCUGCCCCCUUGUCCCUCCUGUCGUCCACGAUCGCCAUUACAUUUGUCGGACCCAAGCAUGUUCCCCUUCGUUGGUUAUAUGGAAGGCUCCCAAGGAACUUCACAGUUCGAAGGCGUAAAGUUCGCGAAGCUCUGUUGUGGCUUAAGCAGAACAAUCCAAUAUAUUCUUGCAUCGAAAUCAGCCAGGAAAGGUUGCAGGCACUUCCUGAGAACGGUGUCCCAACCGAGCUGUACCAAGUCACUCGGAUCUCAGAUGACCUUAACGGCCUGACUGAAGAGCAUCGCAACUACGUUCCAACGGCACACGACACCGAAGACGCGAUGCAGGGAGAACCGUUGGGGUGGGAGGACGUUGGCUUGGUUGAACCAGGCAUAGAGCCACCUUCCGCAGAAUUCGACAGCCAAGCAGACGAACCACCUGAAGUGGACAGUAUAGAACUCGAUUGGACGUCUGUACCUAUUUUCCCUGGCCACCUUCCACUAGCCGAAGAAGAAAGCCCAGAUUGGUUUAGUGAAGCGUAUACGGACGAGGAAGAAUCCGAUUGGGACGAUGAUGACGACUUCUAUCACGGCCCUGACGUUCCACCCGCGGUUAUACCGAUUCAACCUCUUGGAGUCAUCGACAUUAAUGGCGAAAAUAUUCCUCAACGCGAGCUAAUGGCGCAUGCAUUGGCCAAUGCCGCUACGGAGAGGGCACCGAAAGGGGAUUACCUCAUUCGGCAUGGGAGUGCAUUCGUUAACGAAUAUGCCCGUAAGGAUCCAGUGACGGGACAGAGAUACGACGGUGGCCCCGACAACCCCAACCAUCUUGUGGGAUGUUUCCCGUGGCUGUUCCCAUACGGUCGAGGAGGGUUCGAGUUAAAGAAGGACCGGGAAGUUUGUUACGAAGCUCAUGCACGCUGGGCCUUGCAGUACGCCGACAAGCGUUUUCGAAGGGAUCCAUACUUCAUGUUCCAAGUGUUCGGCGUACUGCAGAAGAGGCAAGUCUGUCGCUCCGCAACCCUCCACAUUUCUCGAGGCGGUCUACAACGUCAUGGCGACCUGUUGUCCAAUCUCAGGCCAGAAGAUUUGCUCCAGGCCAGCAGAGAGGAGUCCGCCAAUCGCCCUCACCAAAAUCCGGUAUUCGAUAUUCUUUUCUAUCACUUGAAAGCCAUUCGUCGAAGAGUUGAAGGAACAGACGAGCAUCGAUUUGUUGUUCGGUCCAUGAUAUGGGGAAACACACUUCUACUCAACCUUCCCAUUAUUUGGAUGACCAUCAAUCCCGCCGAUACGCAGUGCCCUAUCGCGCAAGUGUUGAUCGGCGAAGAUAUCGACCUCGACGCCUUUUCCCGUACUGCUGGACCCGAUUCCCUCAAACGAGCUAGGAAUAUCGCCGGUGAUCCCUAUGCCGCCGCAAAGUACUUCAACUUCAUUGUCCUGGCGGUUUUGGAGAUCUUGCUGGGUAUUAAGCCAAGCCAGGGUGGGAGGCCUCCGGAACGACGGGAGGGCAUUUUUGGAGUAGUGGAAUCGUAUAUCGGUACGGUGGAGGCGCAGGGUCGGGGAACACUUCAUCUCCAUAUGCUUCUAUGGUUACGCGACGCACCCCCUCCCUCGGUCUUAAAGGAAAUCAUCAAGAGCGAAGAGUUUCGGGAGCGCGUGAAGGAAUUCAUCUCGACCACGAUACACGCAGACAUAGACGGCAAGAACAAUCGACAGGUAAAGGCUCUACCCCGAGACGGCGAAUGUUCAUACGCACGACCAACCCAUCCCGACGACCCGGAAUACGACACCAAGUUCCAACAACGGCAACGCAUUCUGGCUAGAACUUUGCAGUAUCAUGAUUGUGAUCCAGCGAGGUGUAUAAAGAAGAUUCGCGGCGUGUGGAGGUGCAAAGCCCGCGCACCUUGGAAAACCGCGCAGGAGGCGUGGGUUAACGAUCAGGGGGAGUACGGACCUCGUCGGGUUGCCGAGUUUUUGAACGCCUGGUGCCCAUUCAUUCUCGACGCGUUGCGAUGCAAUCACGACCUCCAGCUUUUGCUCGCCGCGGUAAUAGUCGCCAAGAUUGUGUGGUACAUCACCAAUUAUGCCACGAAGAAGCAACAGAGAUCCAGCAAUGUGACAGCUCUUCUGGCGAAAAGAGUAGCUUUUCACGUAGGGGAGGAACGUCAACGGGCCGAUGUGGAAAGUCGGAACAAACGCCUUUUGGAGAGAUGCGCCAACACUCUUACAAGAGAGCGUGAGUUCAGUGGUCCGGAGGUUGCGACGUACCUCAUGGGUUGGGGAGAUCGUUACAUGUCUCACAAUUAUGUUCCGAUCUUUUGGGAUGCUGCUGAGCGUGCUUUGAAAAGGAAGUUUCCGGCCUUGAGGAACGAAGUACGGGAAGGAGAGGAAUCCGAGGAGCAAUUAUCAUCACUAUCGUUGGCGUCAGGCGUAGUGGAGCUUCAAGACCAGCUUCGCGAUUACCAGUAUCGAGGGGACGAACUGGAGGAAUAUUCGCUCUUUGACUUCAUCCUCAACACCUACGAGCAGUCUAUUCGUGAAACGGCAACAACAACAACAGUCGAAGAUGACGACAACGGUGCACCUUCCGACGCACUGGAUGGGCACGAUAUCCAGUCCGAACCAGUCAGGAGAGGAGUAGGAAGACCGCGCCAUCACCGUAUUCCCUACAAAGUGGAAGCCAACAAACCACGUAAAUGUCGUAUUAUACGGUCCUCCAACCACGAAACGAUGCCUCGAUUAGUGGGACGAUGGCUUCCCCCUAACGACGAGCCUCGACUCUACCCGUUGUACUGUGCGUCUAUAUUGAUGCUGUUGAAGCCUUGGCGUCAAUUGGAGGAUCUUCACGGCCAACACCCAUCUUUUUCUGACUCACUUCAAGAGUAUUUAUCGACCUGCCCACGACGCGACCGUCAAAUUGUAGAAAACUUGCAGUUUUAUCAUCAAUGCGCCCGGGAUGCCAAGGCGGAUGCACUGGAUGCAAUGGGACCCCAAUCGGACUCGACGGAUCGGUCGGGCUUCACUGACGCUGAAGUUCCCGACGAGGACGACGUUGACACAGCAACCGAAACCAUCGAUACAGCUUUGGAGCAGAUACUUGAUCGCCUAUCGGAGUCGCAAUUGCGGGAAGCGGAAACUACGCAGAUGUCGGACAGGGAACGAUUAUUCGCAGAGGUGGCUAUCAUGAAGGCCAAGAAUGCACACUUUUUCGACGACUCGGACGCCAACGGACCAACGGAUGUUCUGCAUUCGGAACAAGUUAGAAGAGCUACCGAGGAGGAAGUCAGUAACAUUGGUCGUUGGCAAUCUAUACUGGAAUCAGCGACCAGAGCGGUGGAUACUGAGGACAGUCGUGAUGUGGACGAGGCAGAUGAUGAUGGAGAGGCAUUCGUUCGUGCAGAAGAGGCCGCCGCAUUCGCCCCUUUGAUACAACCAGGGGUGAACGGUAACAUAUCGGAUGGCCCAGGCGAAGAUUCUCUGGUGGAUAUGCUUAACGAGGAGCAGCGCAGGGCUCACGAUAUCAUCGUUAAUCAUUUGGUUAAUCAUCUGGAUGACGUACCACAGGAACAGUUGCUAAUGCAGGUACAGGGGGAAGGGGGCACAGGAAAAUCGCUCCUUAUAGCCGCCAUUACGCGAUCGUUCGAUCGGCUGUCAUCCCUUCACUUAUUGGCGAAGACAGCAACGACCGGGGUUGCGGCGAUCCCUAUAGGAGGUACGACCGUGCACUCCUGGGCUCACAUUCCAAUCAAUGUUCCCAACAUCGGAGACGACUGGGUCUCACAAGGUGGUCCAAAGCGGAAGGAAGCGCGAAUUCGCAAGAUAUCUGGAAAGGCGUACCUUAUCAUAGAUGAGGUUUCGAUGAUGACGAAGAAGAUGCUGUGGAACCUUAACCAAGUCGUUCGAAGUACGCAAUUGGCGGCCGAAGUAGGCGAUCCAUCGAAGCCCUUUGGAGGCAUGAACGUCAUUCUAUUCGGCGAUUUCCACCAAUUUCCACCAGUCGGGAAUCCUACUGGGGCGUUGUACUGUGAACGGCCCGACGAAGAUGUCAACUCGGCUCUUUUAGGGCGGGAACUCUUCAAACAGUUUCAUCGCGUCGUUAUUCUACGUCGGCAAAAUCGAAGCCAGGACGUUCGAUGGAACCAACUGCUGGGUCGUUUACGUGAAGGAUUGUGCACAGAUGAAGACGUCGACAUCCUGAGGGGGCUGGUGCUUGACCAGGGACCUUCGGACGCCCUCAAUUUUUACGAUGCCCCUUGGAAUUCAGCAGUUCUGGUGACUCCACGGCACUCCGUACGACACAAAUGGAACCAUCACGCGAUGGAGAAACUUGCCACGACCACAGGACAAGUGCGCUUUAUUGUCACGGCCCAAGAUGAAGACUGUAGAACUGGGUUAAAACCUUCGAACGCGGUUCGACUUGCCAUGGCGCAGAAGACGGAGAAGGACAUGGACAGGGGGAAGUUGGACCGAGAAUUGGAAGUUGUGGAAGGGAUGAUGCUCAUGGUGCUGCUGAACGUUGCUACAGAAGCAGAGGUCGCAAACGGGACAAGGGGCGUUCUAGAAAGGAUUCUUCUCGAUCCUCGAGAACCUCCCCUCACCGUGGAGGAAGGAGGCGUGUGCCGACUGAAAUACCUUCCUGUGUCAUUAUGGAUCCGACCAUUAACGCCUACAGCUCUUACAUUCCCCGGUGUACCGUCCGGAUUGGUUCCAUUGGCGCCUCGUACCGCAAGAUAUCAAGGUAUUACAGCCAGUAAACGCCCUUACCGAGUUGUUCGGAAGCAAUACCCCAUCACCCCAGCAUACGCCUUUACCGAUUACAAGUCUCAAGCCCAAACCAUCGAGAAGGUCAUCGUCGAUAUAGGGAAACCUCCGACGGGUAAUAUCUCGCCAUUCAAUGUUUAUGUCGCAUUAUCGAGAAGUCGUGGGCGAGAGCAUAUACGACUUUUACGUGAUUUUGACGAGGGCUUGCUAACCCGGCAUCCAUCCGAAGAUUUGAGGCGCGAAAUGAUGAGAAUUAGGGCUCUCGACGCAGAAACGACAGAAUGGUGGAGGCCCAGAGCAGGCCUUGUCGGAAGAGGGGCCAAGUCCGCCUCUUUAGCAGUCAGUGUUCCAGAUUGUUUCAGACUGUCCGGGCACAUUGACGACUGA